CUACAGGGAUACUUAGAAACUUCAAAAAGUGUAGUUUUAUUGAAUUUAAUAACAAAAACAUGAGGAAACUAAUGGAAAAGAGUCGAAGGAGAAAUUUAGAUUUUUCAGCCUUUGAAACUUUUUUUAUUUUUUAUUUUUUUCUGAAGAUUCCUAGAGAGAAAAAAAAAGAGGAGACGGCUAGGAUUUUUUAUGUUUAAGUUCACUGUCAUUUUUUUUUUGAUUUAUAAGUUCACUGUCAUUUCAAUAAGUGCAAAUUGAAUGAAUAGAAAAAAUAAAGAUAUUUUAUUUUAAUUAGGAAAAAAAAAAAAAAAAAAAACAGAAAGAAACAGAAAAAACGAGAACCAGACUAAAAUGAAGUAACCGAAUCAUCUUUCUGUUUCUCUCACAACCAUCAACAAUGGUAGCUCACUCUCUCUCCAUUCUCUCUCCUCUCCCUUCCACCUCUUCUUCUUCCUCCGAUUCUCUCUCCUACCCUCAACCUACCCACUUCUUCAAUUUCUCUCGCCUGAACCCUAACUUUCUCUCUCCUCCCCGAGCUUUCUCCGUUUUCCGGCAACCGCCGUCUCCGCCGCUGGAAGAUGAUUCCACGACGUCUUCGCCGGAGCAAUUUUUUCAGAACAACUCCAUCGCUGAUUUCAUGAGGUUUCGUAAAAGCUCCGAUGGCGGUGAUGGUGAAUUGCAGACUGCUGUUGUUGGUUUCCGUAAGAAGUUCCCUUGGUCCCUUUUUCGCCCUUUUCUCAGGGUUGAUUUGGUUUCUACUAUCCACAUUGCAGAUAAAGAAUAUUUUACUAACUUACAGAAGGAACUUGAGCCAUAUGACUGUGUCCUUUAUGAGAUGGUGGCUAGCAGAGAGAGUUUAGAAAAUCGUCGAAAUGCGGCGACGAAAAGGAGGCUUAAAUCUUCGCGCUCACGAGGCUUUAAUAUUCUUGGAUUUAUCCAAAGGCAAAUGGCUCGAAUACUUAUGCUUGAUUUCCAGUUAGAUUGUCUUGAUUACCAGGCGGAGAACUGGUACCAUGCUGACUUAGAUUUUGAGACAUUCAGGGCACUUCAGAUGGAAAGAGGUGAAAGUUUAUUUACCUUUGCAAGAGAUAUGACCCUCAAAUCGACUAAAGCCUUGAUACAACCGGAGAUUCCUGAAAAUCUUGACCCUUGGAGAUCCAAGCUUUUAUGGGCAUCUCGUGUACUUCCUAUGCCACUUGUGGGCCUUCUUAUUAUUGGAGGCAUCUGUACUGAUGUUGGAGGCCAGGUAUCAGAAUACCCUGAGCUUGAUGCUUUGUCUCGGCUUGAUUUUGGUGCUGCAAUGAAGGUUUUCCUGGCGAAGCGUCUCACAUCUGAGUUCACGCUAGGGACAGCAGAUGUGGAAGAAAAAUCAGUUAUCAUUGGUGAGAGAAACAAGGCAGCAAUAGAUGCACUUCAAAAGGCUAUUGAUGAGGGCCAUAAUAAGAUAGCCAUACUGUAUGGCGGUGGGCACAUGCCAGAUUUAGGGAGGCGAUUAAGGGAGGAAUUCGACUUGGUACCUACUCAAGUUCAAUGGGUAACUGCCUGGGCCAUAAGGAAACGAGCUUUACAAAGCAACUCUUUCUCUUUUUUGAGGACCUUAGCUGAGAUCUCCGGCUGGCCAUUAAAUCGUUAUCAAACCUUAGCACUCCUUAUCUUUUCCUCUGUCCUUGCGUUGGAUCUUUGGUUUUGGGAGCUGUUCUUUGGCAGUGCUGCUAAUUGGAUUUCUGAAAUUGCAGCAGAAGCUGGACAGUAUAUAGGCAUUUGACGACUUGGCUUGAUGAUAGAUGGGGUAAGGCUUUGUCGAUGACUGGUAUAUGGGAGGUUCCAUAUGUGCAUGUGUAAAUAUUGCAGUAAGAUACAGUGACCGUUACCAAAAACAAGCAACCAUUCAUCUCAUGGGAGCUAAACUAUGGCAGAAUGCCAAUUUCAUUUCAAUACCUGUACAAUUACAGAGUACUUUUCUCAUUGUACCUCACAUGUAUUCUUUUGAUAGUGUCUAAUAAAUCAAGGUUACCAAUAUUUUAACAA
Molecule: messenger RNA, 2028 nt
Organism: Chenopodium quinoa (quinoa)
Lineage: Eukaryota; Viridiplantae; Streptophyta; Magnoliopsida; Caryophyllales; Amaranthaceae
Exons: 5
Coding region: 398-1765 (455 amino acids)
Source: RefSeq, a predicted model, not a curated record